CGGGCAGCGCGGCUGCUGCGGGCACUGCGGCUGUGGCUGUGCUGCUGCCCGGAUCCCUCAGUGCUUGCAGCUGACACGUGCCUCUGGCAGCCAUGAAUUGGCUCGGCCUCCUCGUCCUGCUGACCGCUGCCGGGCUGGCGCACGGCACAUGGGACAACUGUGGAGGGACCUGCGGACUCAGAGCUACCUACCAGCCCAUGAAUUAUUACUACGGCAACGUGGCUUAUGACUAUGGCAUGACCCGCAUCGUGGGUGGCACAGGUGCCAUGGACGCAUCCUGGCCCUGGAUCGUCAGCAUCCAGCAUCCCUGGGCACCAGACCUGGGCCAUUGGUGUGGAGGGUCCCUUAUCAGACCUCAGUGGGUCCUCACAGCAGCCCACUGCUUCAACAAGUAUAAUAAUGUCAGUACCCUGUACGUGGUGCUUGGGACCAGCCAGUUCACCCAGCCGGGCCCGGGGGUAGUAGUGCGCAAUGUCAAGCAGCUGCUGAUACACCGGUACUACAAACGGGCCGACUUGAGCUACGACAUUGCCCUGCUGGAAUUGGACCAUCCUGUCCAGUGCAGCCCCUACAUCCAGCUGGCCUGUGUGCCUGACGCCACGCUGAGAGUGUCAGAGCUGCAGAACUGCUGGAUUGCUGGCUGGGGUGCCGUCACUGCAAGAUCUCAAGAUUCAAGUGAUCGCCUCCAGGAGGCCAAAGUCCAGCUCAUCGAUACCAAACUCUGCAACAGCAGCGGCUGGUACGCAGGCGACGUCCACCCCUACAACCUCUGUGCUGGUUACCCACAGGGCACCAUCGACGCCUGCCAGGGUGACAGUGGUGGUCCUCUCAUGUGCCAAGACAACAACGCUGACUACUGGUGGGUCAUUGGAGUGACCAGCUGGGGAGAAGGCUGCGCCAGACCACAGCAGCCCGGAGUCUACAUCUCCACUCAGCAUUUCUAUAACUGGAUCCUGGUCCAGAUGGGCUUAAAGGCAGCUAAAAGUGCUUCUUGAGCAGCAGGACUGGCAGCAUCCAGAGCGUUGCUGCAGUGCACUACAACAGUUUUCCCGGGGGCAAUGCCUGCUGAUUCAAAAGCAGCUUCAGGGUCAAAAGCCUGCUCUGUCCUGCCCACACUCCUCUCCUGUGUGCAGGCAAA
Corvus hawaiiensis (hawaiian crow) is the source of this 1138-nucleotide messenger RNA. RefSeq names its product acrosin-like. Gene Ontology annotation, molecular function: serine-type endopeptidase activity. The transcript is spliced from 5 exons. The coding region runs from base 93 to 995 and encodes 300 amino acids. Gene Ontology annotation, biological process: acrosome reaction; proteolysis. Lineage: Eukaryota; Metazoa; Chordata; Aves; Passeriformes; Corvidae. The record is from RefSeq and is a predicted model, not a curated record.